Molecule: messenger RNA, 3118 nt
Organism: Corythoichthys intestinalis (scribbled pipefish)
Lineage: Eukaryota; Metazoa; Chordata; Actinopteri; Syngnathiformes; Syngnathidae
Product: THAP domain-containing protein 7-like
Exons: 7
Coding region: 1490-2860 (456 amino acids)
Biological process (GO): regulation of DNA-templated transcription
Cellular component (GO): nucleus
Source: RefSeq, a predicted model, not a curated record
UGGUGAGAUAUAUAAAAGUUCAAGCCCAUUUCAUUGUUUUUGUAGUUUGCAGGAACAUUAAAGUUCGGAAAGACGGAGGCCUUGCUAGCAUUGUCUCAAGUCAAGUUACAGCAACAUUAGCAAUGUGCAUGCGCGGCAGGAAGACGUUUUUUUCCCGGUGCUAUUUUGUUUUCCGUCGUCAUGUUUAUUUAUUCAUUUUUUACCAUUUCACUCUUUUUUUUUUUUAAAACCUAAAAUUGAUAAUAAUUUUUUUUUUUCAAUAUAUUUUUUUAAAUGAAAAAGUUAUUGUUUUUGUAUCUAAUUAAAGUACAAUGUACAACUUUAUUUUUUAAACCUAACAUCAGAUGUUGUUUUUUUAUUUAAUUUUUUAAAUGAAAAGAUAAAAUCUUCCCCCAGAAAUAUGUCAAUAUUUUAAAUAUUGCUGGGCAACUUUUCAAACUUAAUUGUGAUUCUGUUACCUAAUUAUCGCACUAUAAGGCUGUCGUAAGACCAAAUCAACCACCAUGAAGCCUUGAUCCAAUUGCCUGCAAAGCUUCAUUGCUUCAAGAAGCUUAAUUUGGCCAUCACUUUUCUCUUGGGAGAGACAGUAAAUCUCCGCUUCCACAGCUGUCAACACUGUUGUUGUCCAACAUGCCUCUUAGCAUGCAUUGCAGUGCUACAGAUGUAAAUAACAAUCAAAAUUCAUGUUCUGUGAUAAAAUUUUUCUUCAGUUACAGUUCUAGUUGCUUCAUUAAUAGCUAGUUAUGGAAUUUGUUACACUUUAUUUGACAGUGGAGCCAUAAGACUGUCAUAAGGUUAUCAUAAUUAUGACAUGACACUGCCAUGAGCAUUAAUUAAUGCUUAUGAAAGACAUCAUUUUGUGUCAUCUGGCAAAUGAUAUCACUUUUGAAUAGAUGUAAAAUAUCCGAGCUGAACAUAAAUGGAGUUAGUGACAUAAUUUGCAGGAUGACACUUAAUGACAUCUUUCAUAAGCAUUCAUUUAUGCCACUGAUAAUGUCAUGUGACGUCAUAAUUAUGAAGGUCAUAUGGCAGACUUAUGACGCCGCCGUCAAGUAAAGUGCUACCUAUUAACACAAAUAAAUCAACAAAUAAGCCGCAGGAUUCAAAAUGAGGGAACAAAGUAGCUUAUAGUCCGAAAAUUACGGUAACUUCACAGUUCACACCAACGUUAUAUGCAUUUUUGAGAACUACAACUCAAUUAUUCAUAUGGAUUCAGUAUGUAGUUAGAAAGCUACACUCCAAAUACAGUAUAGAAAUACUGUAUACUUAUUUGUUUUAGUGUGCAACAUUUCAAAGUCAAUGUUGAUUUUUGUCAAUGUUGAAUUUUUACGACCACACUCCUAAUACACAUGAAUUCAGUUCAUUUAAGAUGAAGUGUCCCAUUUCCCCUUUGUAAGCUUUUCUUAGUACUGUAGUGCACACAAUUCUGAUUUGUUUUAGAUCUGCACACUGUACUGAGGAAUACAUCUCUUUUCACAAUUGGAGCAAAAUGCCGAGACACUGUUCUGCGGGCGGCUGCAAAUCCCGUGACAACCGUGAGACUCGUAAUGCUGGAAUCACAUUCCACAAGUUGCCCAAAGAAGCCUCUCGUCGAAACCUCUGGAUCAGCAACUCCCACCGUUCUGACUUCUGGGACCCUCAGACUGACUUUGUAUACUUUUGCUCCAAACAUUUCAAGCCGGAAAGCUUUGAGCUAACUAGUUGCAGUGGCAUUAGAAGACUGAGGGAAGAUGCGUUUCCAACUGUGUUCGAUUCCUCCUCUGCUAAAAGUUACAAGUGGCUGGGAGAGGUCCUGAAUCCAGAAGACGGCAAAGUUUCACACGAGCACAACACUGACAAAUGUCAAACUUUAGAUGAAUCCACAAAUCAAACUUCGCUUGACGCGAAAGAGACCAACGAGGAACCAGAUGGAUCUUCACAUGAGGCAGGAGAAGAUGGGGAGCAGCUCUCGCCUCGAAGAAAAACCCCUUCACCUCCGCCGGCGUCUCCAACCCGCUCCGUCUCACCUUCGCGUUACAUGCGGCGCCUCCCCCCACGGCCAGGAUUCUACCUGCCUAAGGAGCACAGCUACGCCCUGCUCUGCCCCCUGCUGUGGAGAAGGCGUUACGACAAGGCCGUGGACUACUUGGAGAAGACCCUGCGGCAGCUGCAUGCUGCUCGGCGCCGGGAGAGCCGACUACGGAGCUCCCUGCUGAGGCUCCGCGACAGACAGCAGAAGAUGCAAGCGAGCAGAGAUGACUCCAAGAGCAGCGAGGAUUGCCACCCUCGGGAAGAUGACGCUAUAGGCGAGGAUGAGUCGGGAAGUGCAGCAGAUAAAUACUGUUGCUAUUGUGGGAGAGGGCGCAAAAUGUUAGAAACGGACAAAGAGGUAAACCCAGCGGCGCUUAAGGAGUCGGCGGCAACUGCUGAGGAAGAGUUCACUGAAAAACAUAACUUGAACGGGACAAAUUUGCAAAAUUUGCCAUGUCCAUUCCAAACUAUACAACAGCUGCCCAACUCUCUUUAUGAGCCAUGUGAGGUGAAAGUUGCAUCUCACAAUCAGGAUUCAUUACAAUCACUUCUGUGGAUAAAGGGCGAAGACAAGGAGCAGUUCAUACUGGUCCCUAUCGAAAACCAAAUCCAGAACUAUCUCACCGUGGAGGAUGUUGUCACUCAGACUGUGUUAGAACCAUAUUCUGAUAACGUUAGUGAGCCGACUGGAACUGGAAGCCAGCAGUGUUCCGUGCAUGGCGCUUCACUGGAAGAACUGAGUGAAGACGUGAGGGAGAAACUGAAAGAACACCUGGAGGGCUUUCACCUGCAGCUCAGUCACGACAGAGAGGGGAAGGAGGGAGGAUCCGGGACGACUGCCAGCUGCUGACAACAACGCAGAUCUCCACACACACACACACACACACAUACACGUACACGCACAGUGAGAGGAGUGGAUAGACACGCAGGACCAGUAGAAGUUGCCACAUUCGAACCAACAGUCGACAUGCCUCAGUACUCAGACUUGGAGGGCGCCAUAAACACGCUGGUCACCCAGUUCCAUUCGGCCUCGGGCGACAACAGUUCCACGCUAAAGUUGGACGAGUUCAAAGGACUUCUGUCCUCUCAGCUGCCCAACCUGGCCAAG